AUGACUCCUGGUGAUUUUUCAGCGGCUGAUUUGGUAACAACUUUCAAUUGGAUUAUGACUCUCACCCGUACUCUCCCAAGGGAUUGGGGUAGUUUAAUUGGUUUACAAUUAGUUGGCAUAAACGGAAUAGAUAAUCGUUUUGCACGAGUUGUUGUUGGUAACGGUGGAUUACCAAUAGGUGACACAAAGUUCUCGGACGCUUUCAUUACAUGGCAAAAAUUUGCAUCAGAACAAGCAAAAAUCGAUGUUGGUUUCGUAAUAACACACGGAGUUAAAAGGAAAAUGAAAUUCGAAGAACUUACUGCAUAUAAUGCUCCAUUUCGGAAUGAAAAAUAUCAAGCUGGUGCUCUAAUAUUUCCUCAGUUGGUACCGACAAGACAUGAUGAUCCUUCAUCACGGUAUAAUCUUGGUGUUGACAAAUCACAGCAAAUGAUGAUACCAGGUGCUAAGAAUCAACCACAUGCUACAGUAACUCAAGCUGGCCAUUAUUUACAAGAAGAUAAGCCACAUGAAAUUGUUGAACAUCUUAUUAAAUUUAUUGAAAAUAAUCCAUUGCCGUCCAAGUGA
Molecule: messenger RNA, 567 nt
Organism: Rotaria socialis
Lineage: Eukaryota; Metazoa; Rotifera; Eurotatoria; Philodinida; Philodinidae
Source: the annotation of a GenBank genome assembly